AGCAGCCCCCAGACUCUCGUUGGUUGGUGGGCAGCUGCUGGCACCAUGGGGCAUGAACUGACAGCACAGGAGAAGUAUCAUCUCAUCACUCGGAAUUUACAGGAAGUUCUUGGAGAGGAUAAAAUGAAGGCCAUCUUGAAAGAACGUGAGCUGAAGAUAUAUUGGGGGACAGCCACAACGGGGAGGCCUCAUAUAGCUUACUUUGUCCCCAUGUCCAAGAUUGCAGACUUCUUGAAAGCUGGAUGUGAGGUGACGAUCCUGUUUGCCGAUCUCCAUGCCUACCUGGACAACAUGAAGGCCCCCUGGGAGCUUCUGGAGCUACGUACCCAGUAUUAUGAGAAUGUGAUCAAGGCAAUGCUGGAGAGCAUUGGGGUGCCUCUUGAGAAGCUCCGAUUCAUCCGUGGAACUGACUAUCAGCUCAGCAAGGAGUACACGCUGGACGUUUACCGCCUGUCCUCUGUUGUCACCCAGCAUGAUGCUAAGAAAGCAGGUGCAGAAGUGGUGAAGCAAGUGGAGCAUCCACUGCUGAGUGGCCUCCUCUAUCCAGGACUGCAGGCACUGGAUGAAGAGUACUUGAAAGUUGACGCACAGUUUGGAGGAGUGGACCAGAGAAAAAUUUUCACCUUUGCAGAAAAGUGCCUCCCAUCCCUGGGCUAUGCCAAACGCAUCCAUCUGAUGAACCCCAUGGUGCCUGGGCUGACCGGCAGCAAGAUGAGCUCUUCAGAGGAGGAGUCCAAGAUUGAUCUCCUGGACCGUAAGGAAGAUGUGAAGAAGAAGCUGAAGAAAGCGUUUUGUGAGCCAGGGAAUGUGGAAAACAAUGGCGUCUUGUCCUUCAUCAAGCAUGUGCUCUUUCCGCUCAAAUCAGAGUUCGUCAUCCUGAGAGAUGAGAAAUGGGGAGGGAACAAAACUUACACAGACUAUGGGGAGCUGGAGAAAGACUUUGCUGAUGAGGUUGUCCAUCCUGGAGACCUGAAAAACUCAGUUGAAGUGGCUCUGAACAAGCUCCUGGAGCCUAUCCGGGAAAAAUUCAGUACUCCUCAAAUGAAGAAACUGGCCAGCUCUGCAUACCCUGAUCCCUCCAAAGCAAAGCCUGCCAUCAAAGGCCCUAUGAAGAACUCUGAUCCUGAGGAGGUGGUGCCUUCCCGGGUGGACCUCCGUGUGGGCAAAGUGCUCAGUGUGGAGAAGCAUCCUGACGCAGAAGCCCUGUACGUGGAAAAGAUUGAUGUGGGGGAGCCUGAACCACGCACUGUGGUCAGUGGCCUGGUGGAAUUCGUGCCCAAAGAAGAGCUCCAGGAUAGGCUGGUGGUGGUAGUGUGUAACUUGAAGCCCCAGAAGAUGAGAGGGGUGGAAUCCCAAGCAAUGCUGCUCUGUGCUUGCAGCAGCGAGGAACCUUCCCAAAUAGAGCCCCUGGACCCACCAGCAGGCUCCUGCCCGGGGGAACGUGUAUUUGUGGAGGGCUGCGAGAGUGGCCAACCAGAUGAUGAGCUGAAGCCCAAGAAGAAGGUCUUUGAGAAGCUUCAGGCUGACUUCCAGAUUUCUAAGGACAGCACAGCUCAAUGGAAGGGGAAGAACUUCAUGACCAAACUGGGGAGCAUCUCAUGCAAAACCCUGACAUGCGGCAGCAUCCGCUAAGACUCCUCACCCGCCCCUUUUGCCUGUUCCCUGUCUCUUCCUGUCCAUUGAUCACCCUAUCCAUUGAAUGAUCAAGUUACAGUCCGUCCAUCAAUCACAGCUCUUCCCUGGCAUUCCCAGCCAGGAGAUCCCUGCUGAGCUGCAUCAAAUCCGUGGACAUUUACAGCUUUGAUAUCGACAGAAAGUGAGCAGGGGCACAAAGAUGGAACCCUGUUAAAAUUGAUUAUUUAUGUCUGAAGAAAGGAUGCUGUUGCUUUAUUUUCUGGGCUGUCAGGGCUAUGGGAAAUCUUCCCCCUUAAAGUAUUUUAGGAGUGGGGGGGAGUGAAGAAGUAGGGAGACCUCCAAGCCCUCGAGUGAGCAAGUGGUGGCCGGAGAGGAGCUGUGGUCAUGUGUGCUCCGUCCUGGCUACGGAACAGCCACUUCGUCCCUCUUUUUAAGUUGCCGCUUCUGGUUUGAACCCAGGCUGGCAGAUUACAAAGGGGAGAGUCUCUGUUUAUCUGUGGUUUAGAUGUCUCCAUGAUAAAUGCCAAAUUUUAAGUAAUUUAUUGUUAUCUUCAAAUAAAAUGCCACACUUCAACUUCUUGUCUUUCAGUAGAGGCCAGUUUGGUUUAACAGGGCUUUUUAGUCUUCUGGGAUGGCUUAAUUAAGAAAGUGAGAAAGUGGUCUCAUGACUGCUCUAUUAGGUCCAACCCACAGUAUCUCCCAAACUGUAAUAUUUUGAGCUGCUGGGGGGAGGAAUUCUUCAGGAUGGUUGUUCAGAAGAAAUGGAAAAGAGCCAGGAGGAAAUGUUUCAAAGGUUAGGAAGCUCCUAGAUGCAGUUCAUAUGGACUUAAAAUUGAAUCAGAUGUAUGUUGCAGUUGUAAUCGGGUUAGGUUAUGCUGGGCAGGAGAGCCAAGCUGGACAUAAUGCUGGAAUUCUGUGACCUCGGUGUAAAAAUCACACACUAUAAAGUAGCCAUGAUGGGGGCCUAAUCUGGAUUGAUGCUGCAGAAGGGAAAGUUAAUCACCCCUUCCUCAUGCAAUUUCCUGGGCUGGAAAUGGUUCCUCAUUACCAGCAACACACAGGGUAGAUUGCUUUAGUGGGAAAAGAUUAGCAUUCUUUCAGAUUGGGCACUGAUGUAUGGGACAGGAAGUAGAGUUAACUUGUCCAGGGUCCUUGUCCAGCUUUCUUCCCCACUUUUCCAGAUCUGGAUUCUAGGUGUGGUAUCCAGUCACAGAAGCAGUGUUACAUGUUAUAUGGACUACAACUUUCAACAAGCAUUAUAGGCUAUUGCAGAAAAGUAUCCUCUCCCCCACCCCUACCCAAAUCCUAUUUAAAGGUCAUCUUUCUAAGAGCUGGAGAAUCCCUAUCUUUGACAGAAAAAUUCAGCUGUUCCCAAAAUAGACAAAAGGCAUUAGCUUGAGUACUGUUUGUUCUUACACAGGAUGAUGUCUUUGCAAAGUGAGAAGUCCUUGUAAUAAUAUCUAGGAACGUGACCCCUGUAGUAAAUAAGAUAAACAUUAAACCACUGAAGUUAACAUAAUAAGACUUUCUGGUGGCUGUACCUUACAAGGCAUAUUUAUUUUUUUUUAAAAGAUUGGGGGGAGCUUUAAAAAAACUAAUAAAUGCAUGGAUUACUGAUCAAA
Molecule: messenger RNA, 3257 nt
Organism: Heteronotia binoei (common prickly gecko)
Lineage: Eukaryota; Metazoa; Chordata; Lepidosauria; Squamata; Gekkonidae
Gene: YARS1
Product: tyrosyl-tRNA synthetase 1
Exons: 14
Coding region: 46-1632 (528 amino acids)
Biological process (GO): tyrosyl-tRNA aminoacylation
Molecular function (GO): ATP binding; tRNA binding; tyrosine-tRNA ligase activity
Source: RefSeq, a predicted model, not a curated record